AAGAAGAGUAGAAGUUUACCUCGACACUGCUGAUUCCAGGUCCAUCAAGAUGUCUGAAGCAAGGUACUCUUUCCUCAAUCUCGAAGGUCUGCAUGUCUUCAUCACCGGAGCUGGCGGCGGUAUUGCAACUGCUGCUGUAAAGGAGUUUCUUGCUCUGGGGUGUCGUGUAACAGGCUUUGACAGGAGGGCUAUUGACAAUUCGAAGCUAUGUUCUACUCCAGAGGAAGUGUCUAGGUUUUACGGUGUGCAAGGCGACCUGACUUCUGAGGAAUCUGUUGCCGAAGCAUUUCAAUCUGCACUCGAUCACUUCGGCCCUGUCAACAUUCUCGUUGCCAAUGCAGGAAUCACUGAUGAAAGCGGCCAUCCCCCUAUCUGGGAGAUUGACACCGAGCUCUGGGACCGGGUGAACACGAAUAAUGUGCGAGGCACGUUCCUCACCGUGAAGCACUUUUUACUCUCUGUGAAAAGGAGCCAAGAAGCCCAAGGAGGCGAGCUCGACAAUGUCGCCAUCGUUAUUACCGGCUCAGAAACGGGAAAAUUUGGCCAGGAAGGGCAUUCUGAGUAUGCAUCUGGGAAAGCUGGCCUGCAGUAUGGUCUGGUCCGGACCGUCAAGAACGAAAUUGUCCGAUUGAAUUCAAAGGCUCGAAUCAACGCCGUCGCCCCUGGCUGGGUAAAUACUCCUCUCAUUGGAGACCGCUUGGAUGAUCCGAAGGAGAUGUGGGCUGAAUGCCAGGCCACGGUUGCUUUGAAGAAAAUCUCCCAGCCUGAAGAUGUCGCACGAGCAAUGGCAUUCUUGGCUAGCCAUCGCGCCGCUGGUAACAUCUCGGGAGAGUGCGUUUCUGUUGACGGCGGUAUGGAAGGAAGAAUCAUCUGGCGACAGGAUCAGAUACUGGGCUCAGGCACAAAGCCUGGCAGCACUGAUACUGUGAUCCGGAGCAGACCGGUUCCCGCAUCACUGAGUCCUCCCAAGAGGAAGCGACGCUUACGGAUCUGCUUGUCUGUUGAUUUCGACGCCAUCUCUGGCUACUUGGGAACUGGGCAUGACCCUAAUAACACUCUUGCGGACUAUUCCGCGGGCAUAUUCAGCGCUAAUGUCGGCGUUGGCAGAUUGCUGGGGUUGUUCAAGAAACACGGCAUAUCCGACAAGCUCACUUGGUUCGUGCCAGGUCACAGUUUGGAGACCUUUCCGGCUCAAGCACAGCAGAUUCUGCAGAGCGGCGCAGAACUUGGACUGCACGGAUACAGCCACGAAGGAGCAUAUGCCAUGACGGUUGAGCAAGAGAAAGAUGUUCUUCAAAAGUGUAUCGAAAUCAUCACAAGGUUGAAGGGUGGGAAACGACCAGUGGGAUACCGUGCGCCAUUAUACCAGAUACGCGAGACUACUGUGCGGUUGCUCCAGGACCACGACUUUUUGUACGACAGCAGUAUGAACGCACAUGACGCCCUACCUUAUUUCUUGCCUAAGCCUUUUCCCGAAGAGCCACCGCAUGUGCCUGAUUACAACAAAGAGGCAAAAAGCUGGAUGGUACCGACACCUAUACCCGAGCAGCCAGAAGCAGGAUCCGCGGAAGCUGACAAGGCUCUGGUGGAAAUUCCCGGAAGUUGGUACACGGAGGACAUGACACCACUCGGAUUCUAUCCCUACGCGGCCAACACGCAAGGUUAUAUUAGUGUCGAUGUUGUCGAGAAGAUGUGGCUCGAUCGAUUCAACUGGAUCUGGGAGAAUGAGAGCUGGUUGGAUGAGGGUCCUGGAAAGGGCUAUGGAUCUGUCUACCCUAUGAUCUGGCACCCGGAGUCAGCUGGACGUGCACACAUUGUGGGCAUGAUUGAUCGAUUUGUCUCGAAACUGGUCUCGCGCAUGAACGCAGCAGAGGAAGGCGAAAUCACAUUUGAGACGAUGGAGAGUGUAGCUCGAAGCUGGAAGCAACGUUGAGGAGAAGUGACUAGUCGAGAUUACCUCAGCCGUGAGCUCAUCAAUUGUGGCGGCUUCGGAGGCGCAAAUGAUGUGAGAAAGCGGUAAAGGGGUCAAAAGUGUUUGCGCCUGGGCCCGGGCUGCUUAAGAGCUUAGGUACUCACCACCAAGGACGGGCCCAAUAGGCGGACGUAUUAGAGCCCACAGGCUGCUCUACGGCCGAGGACUGGCGGUGAUAGGUGACGAUGGGGGUGAAAUGGACAGGGAUGGAUGUUCUUGAUGUGUAGUUGCAGGCUGAUUAAGCGAUGCGCUCAGACCCGGUGGGAUGCUGAGUGGAUGGCGGGGUCUGGAUCUCGGUGCCAAUGAUGG
Molecule: messenger RNA, 2281 nt
Organism: Exophiala xenobiotica
Lineage: Eukaryota; Fungi; Ascomycota; Eurotiomycetes; Chaetothyriales; Herpotrichiellaceae
Exons: 6
Coding region: 50-1933 (627 amino acids)
Biological process (GO): carbohydrate metabolic process
Molecular function (GO): hydrolase activity, acting on carbon-nitrogen (but not peptide) bonds
Source: RefSeq, a predicted model, not a curated record